AUGGCGCCAGAGUCUUCAGCCCCGAAGCGCAAACGCGGGCGGCCAUCCAACGCGUCCAAGCUCGAUAUCGACGCGUCGCAAGAGCACAACUAUGCGACUGAAGCAUACGAUACCGACGCGCCUGAUCAGAUGCGCGCCAAGAAGCGCGGGAGGCCGAGGAAAAGCCUGAGUUCCCAAGACGAUGAGGCCAGCCUUUCACCAGAGAACUCCAAGCCCACGAAAAAGAGAGGGCGGCCGUCACUGGGUGGCAAACCAAGGAAUCUAAUUCACGAGGAUGAAGCGACGCCGCCUCAGCAAAAGCGGAAGCGAGGACGCCCUUCACUAAAGAAUCGCGAGCUUGAAGAUGAAGACACACCAAGGCGUGGGCGGGCACGGCAUAGCGAGGACGAUAGCGCUGCGCAAGACUCGGAAGAGGAUCAGCUGCUAAACGAUACCCCAACUCAGAAGCAAUUGCCCGCGCAACGAAAAAGAGGCAGGCCCUCUCUGCAGGCUCGACGGGAAGACGAAGAGGAGGUGCCAGAACGCGGCCUAACGAAGGGGAAGCAAGAGGCGAAGCCACGAAAGCGAGGGCGACCAUCGUUACGAGAUAUCAGCGUUCCAAAUAAGAUCCAGAGCAAACCCAGCGACAACGCCAAAGGAAAGACAGCCACUGACAGCCCGUCGAAUACGGCAUCAGGCCGACGCCGUGGCCGUCCUACUGGAAGUACAAGAGUCUCAACUAGAGCAACCGCAGAAGAUUCACCUGCGCCUAACAAACAGCGCCGACCCCAAGAUGCCGAUGUCGAGGACGGGGAGGACGACGUCGCUCCCUCACCCUCAAAACCAUACCCUCAUGUCUCGCCACACAUCAAUCGCGUCCGCCAAUCUACCAUUGAAUCUAAAUGGAGCCCCCUGCCCGAAACUACCGUCGCAGCCGCCAACUCAAUGCUCGUCAUGGCCCACCGUCCCGUCCUCCAGCGUCUCUCCGGCUCCGAACAGCGCCAAAACCACACCUCCGCAGCGCUACGCCUCGUUUCUCAUCGCAUCACACGCAAAAUCGCACGCGGCAUCCCUUUUCCCCCAGCAAGCAUGCCAUCGGCCAGGGUGCCUCGUGGGAGACAAGCGGGCGCCGCUCCGGGAGCUCCUGGCGUGACCGACGGCCGUGCCACGGAGCUGGACUUUGAAAGCGUGCUCGACGCGAAGAUGGCGCUGGAGCGACAGCUGGACCCGGCGCUUCACGCUGUCGAGUUGCUGACAAGAGAGAAGGAGAAGCUGGAGAGGGAGCUGGAGAGGGACUAUGAAACGCUACGUAACUUGGAGUCCAGUGCCAAGGCUCAGGGGAGGGAGUAUCGCGGCUUGUUGAAGAAGGCGCAUGUUCUGGCACCAACACCCGAGACAGUCCAUUCACAGCGGAAGCAAAAGGCAGAGCAGGAAAUAUCCUUUACUCACUCCGGUGCCUCUCUCUCUGGGGGCCUUUUUAGUGAUCUUCAGGAUCCAGAGCUCAAGUCUCUGGCCCUUCAGCUCAGUGACCACAUGGAAAGCAUCAGGAGUAACCUCCAGCAAGCUGAUGGAAUCGUACCGCAGCUGGCACGUAGUCGUGCUGCCCUGCAAGAUGUGCUGUUUCGGCAGUUGAGUCAAGAGCAGUAUGAACGUGUGGUGCUUGGAUAG
Trichoderma breve is the source of this 1647-nucleotide messenger RNA. RefSeq names its product CENP-Q, a CENPA-CAD centromere complex subunit domain-containing protein. Lineage: Eukaryota; Fungi; Ascomycota; Sordariomycetes; Hypocreales; Hypocreaceae. The record is from RefSeq and is a predicted model, not a curated record. The coding region runs from base 1 to 1647 and encodes 548 amino acids. The transcript has 4 exons. Gene Ontology annotation, molecular function: DNA binding.